AUGCCAUCCUGGCCGAAUAAGCGACCCCGACAGGGUAGCCUGCAUCGUGAGCCCCAGUACUCUCAAGCGAGCUGCUCGCAUUGUCUGGACUACAAGAUGCUCAGUCGGUAUCCGCCGCGUCCUCGCCUGACGCGGUUGGAUACCAAGCCUCGCUCGACAUCGUCUAUUUCCAGCGUCUCGUCAGCGGAUAUGUCUGACGUUUCUGUCUCCCUACCACCACCAACAGCUGUAGUAGCAGCAGCGACAAUGACCGACUUAGUGUCUACGUUAGAUCAACCGGCGCCUAAAGAGGAAGGCUCGCCGUUAACUGCAGCGACGCGGUUUUCACCUAAGGGCGAAGAACCGCUGCAUUUACUGGACCUUGAAUUUAUGAUGCAUUGGUGUACGACGACAUAUCGCUCCAUGGCUCGAGAUCAUGCAGCCGAGACGUUAUGGCAGAUGGCCAUUCCUCAAUUAUCCUUGCGGUUUCCCGCCCUGCGACAUGGUCUAUUGGCGUUGUCGGCGUUGCAACUAGCUCGAGAUACGCCAAGUUCAACGCGGAAAUGGCGAUAUAUGGUUUCGGCGCGUGAGCAUCAAACUCAUGCUCUAGCGGGUGUUCAGUUCGACAGCGCGGAAGAUCUCACAACGGCGCAAUGUAAUGCAGCGUUUGCGCUAUGCUGUGUAUUGGUGGUCUUCCCCUUUGCAUAUUGUCUGAUUGAUGACUCGGACGUGGAGGAUGAGGACGAGCGACCUGAGGUGCUGGAUGAAUUUCUGGAAGUCUUUGAACUCACACGCUGGCUCGUGGGAGCCAUGAUGCUCAUGAUGGACCGGGUUGCCAGCGGCGAACUAUACCCACUUGUACGACCGGAGCCAACUCGGCCAACAAUGCCGGACAUGUCUCAAUUGGUUAUCUCGGCGUUGAGGAGGCGCAAUGUAGUGGAAGCAGAGCGAGAUCCCUCCCAUGAAACAGAUGUAUACGAGCAGGCCCUCGAGCAUCUACGCUACUCUCUGGAACAAUUGAUGGGCGGAGGUGAACCCAAGGAUUUCGCCUUUUGCUGGGCAUUCCGUAUACCCGUGCGAUUCCAAGACUUGGUUCGGGAGAGGGAGCCUUUCGCUUUGGUUGUCCUGGCUCACUAUGCUGUGGUUUUGCAUCAUAUGCAUCAGGCCUGGUGGAUGGGGAAUUGGGGAACCCGGAUACUCAAGGAAAUUGCCGACUAUUUGGAUCCUGAGUGGCGGGAGUUGAUUCGCUGGCCUAUCGAUGCAACAGGUUGUUCGGUGCCAGAGGUAUGA
Messenger RNA from Penicillium subrubescens, 1269 nucleotides. RefSeq lists its product as uncharacterized. Gene Ontology annotation, molecular function: DNA-binding transcription activator activity, RNA polymerase II-specific. The coding region runs from base 1 to 1269 and encodes 422 amino acids. Gene Ontology annotation, biological process: regulation of transcription by RNA polymerase II. The record is from RefSeq and is a predicted model, not a curated record. The transcript is spliced from 2 exons. NCBI's taxonomy places the organism in Eukaryota, Fungi, Ascomycota, Eurotiomycetes, Eurotiales, Aspergillaceae.